UCGAAUCCAGAGCUAUUAACUCCUCUCCGUUCGAUUGGCUCCUGCGUCUGCCAUCCAUGGCCAUCUUGAAUCACUCCGACGCCGCCUUCCCUGUAGCUGCUACUACGCCACUACUCGGCCGCCGCCCGCUGGACGCCGGCGAGUUCCGGCGCCAGGGACGGCAGGUCGUCGACUUCAUCGCGGACUACUACGCCGGCAUCAACGACUACCCCGUGCGCCCCGCCGUCGCUCCAGGCUUCCUCGCCGGGAAGCUCCCGGCGACGGCGCCGUCGACGCCGGAGCCCGACGCGCUCACCGCCGGGCUGCGCGACGUCCGCGAGCUCAUGCUCCCGGGGCUCACUCACUGGCAGAGCCCACGUCACUUCGCGCACUUCUCGGCGACGGCCAGCAACGUGGGCGCCCUCGGCGAGGCUCUCGCCGCCGGCCUCAACGUCAACCCUUUCACGUGGGAAGCCUCGCCGGCGGCCACCGAGCUGGAGGUCGUUGUCACUGACUGGCUCGGCAAGGCGCUGCACCUGCCGGAGAGGCUGCUGUUCGCCGGAGGCGGCGGCGGGACGUUGCUGGGGACGUCAUGCGAGGCCAUGCUUUGCACCAUCGUCGCCGCGAGGGACGAGAAGCUCGCCGAGAUCGGCGAGGAGAGGAUCGGCGACCUCGUCGUCUACUGCUCCGACCAGACUCACUUCUCGUUCCAGAAGGCCGCGCGCAUCGCCGGCAUUCGCCGUGGUAACUGCCGGGAGAUACCGACGUGCCGGGAGAGCGGCUUCGUUCUCACGGCGACGGCGCUGCAGGCCGCCGUGGCCGCGGACGAAGCGGCGGGGAGGGUCCCGCUGUUCCUGUGCGCGACGGUCGGGACCACGCCGACGGCGGCGGUGGACCCUCUGCGCGAGCUGUGCGCCGCCGUGGAGGGGCGCGGCGUGUGGGUGCACGUGGACGCGGCGUACGCCGGCGCCGCGUGCGUGUGCCCGGAGUUCCGCCACGCCAUCGCCGGCGCCGAGGCCGUGGACUCGUUCAGCACGAACCCGCACAAGUGGCUUCUCGCCAACAUGGACUGCUGCGCGCUGUGGGUGGCGCGGCCGGCGGCGCUCGUCGCCGCGCUCGGCACCGACGACGACGUGAUCCUCAAGGACGCGGCCGCGGCGGCGAGGCCCGCGAGGGGCGACCACCACCACCACGCCGCGGUGGACUACAAGGACUGGCAGGUCGCGCUGAGCCGCCGGUUCCGCGCGCUGAAGCUGUGGCUCGUCCUCCGCUGCCACGGAGUCGACGGCUUGCGCGCCGUCGUGCGCUCCCACGUCCGCAUGGCGGCCGCGCUCGAGCGCAUGGUGCGCGCCGACGCGCGGUUCGAGGUGCCCGUCCCGAGGCAGUUCGCGCUGGUCUGCUUCCGGCUGCGCGGCGGCGGCGCCGCCGCACAGCUCGUCGGCGGCGACGAGCUCACGGCCAGCAACGAGCUCAACAGGAGGCUCCUCGAGGCGGUGAACGCGACGGGGCGCGCGUACAUGAGCUCCGCCGUGGUGGGCGGCAUGUACGUGCUGCGCUGCGCCGUCGGCAACUCGCUCACCGAGGAGCACCACGUCCGGGAGGCGUGGAGCGUCGUGCAGGGGCAGGCCGCCGCCGUCUUGGCCACCGCCGGCGCCGCCGCUGACACUGCUCGUACCAAGGACCACGCCGCCGGCGACGACCAUGGCGCAGAUCAGCCGCACGCGAUGACGACGACGACGACGAUGGGAUGUCGCUCCGGUCCAUGGGAGCUGUGAACUGUGUAUCGAACACUCCGUUCUUACGCUGUGUAUUUCCUCUUGGGCAAGUAAAUUGGAUUACCUUUGGUUAGAGAGGACAGCUGGACAUGCCAGUUGUUUUUUCAAAAAAAAAAAUCGUAUUUGUUAGGCGAGUUUGACCGGACAAUUAAUUAUAAAUUAGUUUUUGAUGA
Molecule: messenger RNA, 1927 nt
Organism: Oryza sativa Japonica Group (Japanese rice)
Lineage: Eukaryota; Viridiplantae; Streptophyta; Magnoliopsida; Poales; Poaceae
Product: tyrosine decarboxylase-like
Biological process (GO): amino acid metabolic process
Cellular component (GO): cytoplasm
Molecular function (GO): carboxy-lyase activity; pyridoxal phosphate binding
Source: RefSeq, a predicted model, not a curated record